Messenger RNA from Pleurotus ostreatus (oyster mushroom), 567 nucleotides. RefSeq lists its product as uncharacterized. Bases 1 to 567 code for a protein of 188 amino acids. The record is from RefSeq and is a predicted model, not a curated record. The transcript is spliced from 3 exons. Lineage: Eukaryota; Fungi; Basidiomycota; Agaricomycetes; Agaricales; Pleurotaceae.
AUGGCCGGAAAACGCAAGAGCGAUACAUCUUCUUCUGCUCCCACGAAGAAAGCGCGCAAGCAAGUCUCGGUUGACGCGUCUGAUCUCGUCGCGUCCAUCCUAGAUGAAGGCGAAAACUUUCAAUUCCCCGAAGAUGAUGAAACCAUUCUCGAAGACAUGCUGCGCUUGGCGCGUUAUGCUCGCAGUCUUGAAGACGCUGCGGAAGCUUUGAAACCGAAGACGAAGUCUCCGCAGGAAAUCCAGGCAGCAGCUGGGAAGUUAAGGGCCGUAGCUGUCAGCGGUAUCCAGAAACAGAUGAGCUGGAAGCCGUCGUGCAAGACGGGCUCGUCUAAAUGGGCAUACGACGGCGUAUGCGCCGAUCCAGCAGUGUUUGCAGCUAUGCUGGGGCUGGAGCUACCCAUUAAGUUCAAGAUGAAGAAAAUACCUAUCGCAGACUUUGAGAACUUGAUGGGUGAUAUUCAAGGGCACGCUCGAUACAACACCCUGUACCUCAAGGGUGAUCACGUUAACGUUCAUUGGAAGGCCGAAGAAGGUACUUUCAAAUUUAGCGGCUCCUACGGCGCGUAG